GUUGACGGUCCGGACCGUCGGUGUGCGGGUGGAUGUGAGCCGGUUUCGUUCUGGUGCUGUGGACCGGGAGAGCCGCUGUCUCUCCGCUCAAACCGUUUUUUAAUGACCGGAUUUGUGUUUUGCUGCGCGAUGUACAUGGACAGAAGCAGCCUCACGAGGGGUCCCGCCUCCUCCUCCAGUCCCAGCUUGCUGACUAAAAGUCUCUCUCUGGAUCCGACGUGCUCACCAUGUGAUCACCAGGGGGCGCUCGACGCUGACGUUCCCCAGCAGCCGAGUUCGGACCCUGGCCCAAGCUCUUCGGGCCCCUCUUCCCUGGAUGGUGGGCUUGAGACGUCGGGACAUCACAGCUCCCCUCACGAACUGCUGCUGGUCAACGAGACGGGGCCACCGGAACUCCCAGCUACCACCGUAACACCACCGAGCAAGAGCCGCCCGCCACUGCCGGGGCCCAAACCUCAGGUCCCACCAAAGCCUCCCCAUCUCCAGCAGCAAGCGGGAUUGUCCAGGCCACGCCCCCGGGCUCCAGAAAAACCCCUCCCACCUCCUCCUCCCUGCAGAACCCUGCCUGCAGAGUGUCGCGAGGGUUUCUGGACCAAGCCUUCCCGCAUCGAGGGGACCGCCUCCCCCACCUGUGUCCUGUCACUCAUCGAGAAAUUUGAACGCGAGCAGCUGAUUGUGGUUCCCGACAUCACCGGAGCAGCUCUGUGCCCCAGAGCCAUCGACCCCUCCUUGUCCUCGUCCCGACCUUCAUCACCAUCAUCGUCGUCGUCAUCAUCAUCACCUGCACCUCCCCCGUCUGAUGACGAGACUCUCUCUGAGGUCAAAGGUCAGGAGUGUGAGGAUGUCACCCUCGGAGGUGAGGCUGAAGAAGAUGAAACAGAAGGUGGCGUGGACGAUGACGACGAUGAAGACGAUGAAGAGGUGGCAGCGGCGUGUCAGGAGGACGUUCAGCAAAAGCGUCUGUCCAUGGAGUCGGGCUACAGCGCCUCAGAGAAACAUCUGGAGGAUGAUGUGGUUGCCGUGGAGUUGAGGGAGCAGCAACAGCAGUCGUCGCUGCUCAGCAGCCAAUCAGAACUCCAUUCAGAGCGUCUGUCCCUUCCUUCCUCACAGACGGACGGCAAGCUGGCCAAUCGGGACAGUGGGAUUGACAGCAUCAGCUCGCCGUCGCACAGCGAAGAGCUCUGCUUUGUUGGCAUUGACGAUGGAGGAGUGGCUUACCCUUGUAGCCCCGCCCUUUUGCCCCGCCUUUCCAGCUCCUCCUCCUAUGCUGGGGAGGGAGAAGUCGAAGAGGGGGAGGCGCAGGGCCAAGCAAGGAGGAGGAGGGAGUUUUCUGAGGAGGGAGACAGUGACUUAGAGGAGGAGGAAGAGGUGGAGUUAACGCUGGUGCUGCCGCCUGCCAACGCAGACAGACAGGACUGUACUGAGCUGUCUGUCCAGCAGAGGGUUUUUAACAUAGCCAAUGAGCUGCUGCACACAGAGAUCGGCUACGUCUCUAAGCUCCACCUCCUGGACCAGGUUUUUUGUGCCAGACUCCUGGAGGAGGCUCGUUCUCGCUCCUCCUUCCCCUGUGAUGUGGUUCAGGGAAUCUUCUCCAACAUUUGCUCCAUCUAUUGCUUCCACCAGCAGUUCCUCCUGCCGGCGCUGCAGAAACGCAUGGAGGAGUGGGAAUCAAACCCGCGGAUCGGGGACAUCCUGCAGAAACUGGCUCCUUUCCUGAAAAUGUAUGGUGAGUACGUGAAGAACUUCGACCACGCCAUGGAGCUGGUUACCACCUGGAUGGAGCGAUCGGCACCGUUUAAGAGCAUCAUCCAGGAGAUCCAGCGGGAGGAGCGGUGUGGGAACCUGACGCUGCAGCACCACAUGCUGGAACCGGUGCAGAGGAUUCCUCGCUAUGAGCUGCUGCUUAAAGAUUAUCUGCACCGUUUGCCGGACGACGCGCCGGACUACAGGGACGCACAGAAGUCUCUGGAGCUCAUAGCUACGGCGGCGGAACACUCCAACGCCGCCAUCAGGAAAAUGGAGAGAAUGAGAAAGUUGCUGAAGGUGUACGAGUUGUUGGGAGGAGAAGAAGACAUUGUUAACCCAACUAAUGAGCUAAUUAAGGAAGGAAACAUCCUCAAACUCUCCAAUAAAAAUGGCACCACACAGGACCGAUACCUCAUCCUGUUCAACGACAGGCUGCUGUACUGUGUCCCAAAGCUGCGUCUGAUCGGUCAGAAGUUUGGGGUCAGAGCUCGCAUUGAUGUGGACGGGAUGGAGCUGAAGGAGACGAGCAGCGUCGCCGUUCCCCGAACAUUCCUGGUGUCAGGAAAACAGCGUUCCCUGGAGCUGCAGGCAAGGACUGAGGAAGAGAAGAAAGACUGGAUACAGGCCAUCCAGGCGACCAUCCAGAGACACGAGCAGACGAUGGAGAGCUUCAGAUAUCUGAACUGUUCGCUCCGAGAUGAUGAGUCCACACCGCCUCACUCCCCGAGCUGCGUGGAGCUGGGCAAACGAGCGCCCACGCCCAUCAGAGAGAAGGAAGUGACUCUGUGCAUGAAGUGUCAGGAACCGUUCAACUCCAUCACCAAGAGGCGGCACCACUGCAAAGCCUGCGGACACGUGGUUUGUGGGAAAUGUUCAGAGUUUCGUGCUCGUCUGUCAUAUGACAACAAUCGGACCAAUCGGGUUUGUAUCGACUGCUACGCCGCGCUGGUGGGAGUGUCUCCGUCUUCCGCCCUGUUGACCAGCAGCAGCCAGAGGAGACGCUCCAUCCUGGAGAAACAGGCCUCCUUGGCAGCGGAGAACAGCGUGAUUUGUAGUUUUCUUCACCACAUGGAGAAAGGAGGGGGGCGGGGCUGGCAGAAGGCCUGGUUUGUCAUCCCGGAAAACGAGCCGCUGGUUCUGUACGUCUACGGAGCUCCGCAGGAUGUGAAAGCACAGCGCAGUGUGCCGCUGAUCGGCUUUGAGGUUUCACUUCCUGAGACGUGCGACCGCCUGGAGCGACGCCACGCCUUCAAAAUCUCCCAAAGCCACCUGACGCUCUACUUCAGCGCAGAUGGGGAGGAGCUACAGCGCCGCUGGAUGGAGGUUCUGUCACGGGCAGGGAGGGGGGAGGAGCUCCAGUCCCACCGGCCUAUAGUGGAGAGCCUGUUGGAGGAGGGGGAGGAGCUAGCGGCUGUUGCAGAGGGGGACGACACAUGAUUCUGAUGGUGGUGUUUUUAAAUGUUGAAAGCUCCUUAUUGGACCGUAACAAAAACAAACGCAGUCACUGACGUAAACAGGUCGACACGCGUGCACACACACACACACACACACACAGUGUGGUUACAGUUUUUUGUUCCCUGCAUGAUUUCUCGCAGACAUAAAACACGACACGUCUUUUAACGAUUUCCCGCCUGAAAGGUCCGGUUUCAGACCCGGUUCUCUUCAGUGUUUUUGAAACAAAGGUGCUAUAAAGUCAACCAGAUAAUGUUUACGGGAAUUUGCAGU
Thalassophryne amazonica is the source of this 3471-nucleotide messenger RNA. RefSeq names its product FYVE, RhoGEF and PH domain containing 1 (gene fgd1). The coding region runs from base 103 to 3183 and encodes 1026 amino acids. The record is from RefSeq and is a predicted model, not a curated record. Gene Ontology annotation, molecular function: guanyl-nucleotide exchange factor activity; metal ion binding. The transcript is spliced from 18 exons. Gene Ontology annotation, cellular component: cytoplasm. NCBI's taxonomy places the organism in Eukaryota, Metazoa, Chordata, Actinopteri, Batrachoidiformes, Batrachoididae. Gene Ontology annotation, biological process: filopodium assembly; cytoskeleton organization.